AUGGAUCAAGAAGAAGUUUACGUCAACUUUCUCAAUUACGAUUGGAACAACUUUCCUGAAUAUCAAGAGGGGCUUAAUGAAAUUUUACUGAACUAUCAAGAGAAUUUGCGCGAGCAAGAUCCUACGGCCACAAUACUGGCAUUGGAUCUUCAACAGCUCACCGACCAAGCGAAGGUGUUUUUCUUUUGCCUGAAGAACGAUCAGAUCAUCGAGUUAGAGGAGUAUCGCGCUUGGGAACGCCAAUGGGGAGAUCGUUAUCGCAAACUGAAGAAGAUUGAGGAGAUUCAACCGGAAGAAUCUCGUGCUUCGACCCAAGAUGAACAACCAUACAGCUCAAAUUAUCAAAAUGUUGUUGAGCUUAUUUUAGCCGGUAAAGAAGUGCCUGGGAUAAAACAAAUCCCUGACACAGUUCUACUGGAUCAAAAGAGUACGGCUCAAGUCCAACAACGAAAGAAGCCAUGGGAAUCAUGA
Diutina rugosa is the source of this 471-nucleotide messenger RNA. RefSeq lists its product as uncharacterized. Bases 1 to 471 code for a protein of 156 amino acids. Lineage: Eukaryota; Fungi; Ascomycota; Pichiomycetes; Serinales; Debaryomycetaceae. The transcript has a single exon. The record is from RefSeq and is a predicted model, not a curated record.